AUGCGACUCAAUACAGCGCUGCACAAAGGUGGGUGUUGUGUUGUGUUGUGUUGUGUUGUCUGCUUCGGCCGCGGAGCGGCUGGGAAAAAGGAGCAAGCGGCGCCCUCUGGUGGCUGCAACCUGGAGCCGCAGCCUGCGCGAGAGGACCGGGGGCUGGUUCGGGGUGCCACAGGGAUAGGCAGCUUCUUCAGACCCCUGACCUGCGCUCAGUCCCCCUCCCUGCGGAAGCCCUGCGGCGGCAACCCCGAGAGGUUCUACCCCAGCCAGUGUCUGGAGAGGAGAUGCUGCCAUGCCAACGGCACCUGCUACCACCGUGCCACCGAUGCGCCCCGCCAGCGCCGGAAUGCCGGGAUCCUGGGGGGGAUCUGCGUGGGGGCCGCCGGGCUGUUCCUUUGCAUCUGCGUCGCCUGCAGGCUGAAGGGCAGCCGGGCAGCAGGGAAGGAGGCGGGGGAACCAAAGUCAAAGUCGGAUGCAGAGUUGGCUGAUUAUCUGAUGAAGCUGCUGGAGGAGAGUGACCAGGAGGAAGAGGAGAGGAUGGAGCCUAGGGAGGAAGAGCCAAAAGAAGUGGGGGAGUAGGGACAGGCUGGGGGGCAGCUGCCCCACCCCCACCUGGACUGCUGCACCCCUCACACAAUAAAGGGUUAAUUUUU
Molecule: messenger RNA, 650 nt
Organism: Caretta caretta (loggerhead turtle)
Lineage: Eukaryota; Metazoa; Chordata; Testudines; Cheloniidae
Source: RefSeq, a predicted model, not a curated record